CAGUGGAAAGACUUGUUGGCUUGUUCUUCACUGGUUUGUGGGACAGCACUUCAAAUCUGGCAAUGGAUCAGAAGAACUGAAAAGCAUUUUUUCUCCCACCGAUGUUUCUGAGAGCUGCUAAAACAGGACCAAUGAAGAUGCUCACCAGACUGCAGGUCCUUGCUCUAGCUUUGUUUUCUAAAGGAGUUUUCCUUUCCCUAAGUGACCACAGCUUUGUAAGGAAGGAAAUUAAGAUAGAAGGAGACCUGGUCUUAGGUGGUUUAUUCCCAAUCAACGAAAAAGGCACUGGGAUAGAAGAAUGUGGGAGAAUCAACGAAGACCGAGGCAUCCAGCGCUUGGAGGCCAUGUUGUUUGCCAUUGAUGAAAUCAACAGAGACAACUAUUUGUUGCCAGGAAUUAAGCUUGGAGUUCACAUCUUGGACACAUGUUCCAGGGAUACAUAUGCCUUAGAACAAUCUUUGGAGUUUGUCAGGGCAUCUUUGACAAAAGUGGAUGAGACAGAGUAUAUGUGCCCUGAUGGGUCAUAUGCCAUUCAAGAGAAUUUACCAUUGCUCAUUGCAGGAGUCAUAGGAGGUUCCUAUAGCAGCGUCUCCAUACAGGUGGCAAAUUUGCUCAGGCUCUUCCAGAUCCCCCAGAUAAGCUAUGCCUCCACCAGUGCCAAGCUGAGUGACAAAUCCCGCUACGACUAUUUCGCACGGACGGUGCCACCAGACUUUUACCAAGCGAAAGCCAUGGCUGAAAUCUUACGGUACUUCAACUGGACUUACGUGUCAACAGUUGCUUCAGAAGGAGACUAUGGAGAGACAGGCAUCGAAGCCUUUGAGCAGGAAGCUCGUCUCCGCAACAUUUGCAUCGCCACCUCCGAGAAAGUGGGGCGGUCCAACAUCAGGAAGUCCUACGAUGGUGUGAUCAGAGAGCUGCUCCAGAAGCCCAACGCCAGAGUGGUGGUGCUCUUCAUGCGAGGUGAUGACUCUCGGGAGCUCAUCGCAGCCGCCAACCGCUUCAAUGUUUCCUUUACCUGGAUUGCCAGCGACGGAUGGGGAGCACAAGAGAGUAUUGUCAAGGGCAAUGAACACAUAGCUUCUGGGGCAAUAACCUUGGAGCUUGCUUCCCAUCCAGUUAAAGAAUUUGACAGGUAUUUCCAAAGCCUCAGCCCCUACAACAACAGACGCAACCCCUGGUUCAAGGAUUUCUGGGAACAAAAAUUCCAGUGUAAUCUCCAGAACCGAAAACCACAUAAAAAGGCUUGUGACAAGCACUUCACUAUCAACAGUUCCAACUACGAGCAAGAAUCCAAGAUUAUGUUCGUUGUGAAUGCUGUGUAUGCAAUGGCCCAUGCCUUGCAUAAAAUGCAGAGGACUCUGUGUCCAAAUACCACCAAACUCUGUGAUGCCAUGAAGCAUCUGGAUGGUAGGAAGCUGUACAAAGAUUAUCUCCUGAAAGUAAACUUUACAG
This is a messenger RNA of Apaloderma vittatum (bar-tailed trogon), 1455 nucleotides long. RefSeq names its product metabotropic glutamate receptor 3. The transcript has 2 exons. Gene Ontology annotation, molecular function: group II metabotropic glutamate receptor activity. The record is from RefSeq and is a predicted model, not a curated record. Lineage: Eukaryota; Metazoa; Chordata; Aves; Trogoniformes; Trogonidae. Gene Ontology annotation, biological process: regulation of synaptic transmission, glutamatergic; G protein-coupled glutamate receptor signaling pathway. The annotation marks the transcript as partial. Gene Ontology annotation, cellular component: membrane.